GUUUUUGCUACGUCCUGUUAUGGUGGGACACGUAAUCUACUAAUGGCGACGGAAAUUCACCAUGCUAAUUGUGGUUGUAAGGGAAUUCGAACUUGUUUAUUGUGUGAGAGCGUGAAUGGAAAUGGAAUAUUAUCGGAGAAUGGUCAACCGAUACGACACGAUUUUAUGUACGACCCAUUACUGAGACGAGCUGUGCGCAAUUAUGGUGGGCAGCAGCUGUCUUUUCCCUUCCCUGGAAUCUUUUUAUGGAAUGACUUCAUAUCAGAAGAGGAGGAGAGUGAGUUGAUAACCGAUAUGGACCUCAACGCCUGGAGAGAGUCACAGUCUGGUCGACGGAAACAGGACUUUGGGCCUAAAGUGAACUUCAAAAAACACAAAGUGCGUCUUGGUGGCUUCCACGGCCUGCCUCCAAUCAGCCGUAAACUGGUGCUACGGAUGUCCCAGGAGCCGGUACUAGCCGGGUUUCAACCAGUGGAGCAGUGCAACCUGGAUUACCACCCCCAGCGUGGGUCUGCCAUUGACCCCCACCUGGAUGACAGCUGGCUGUGGGGGGAGCGUCUGGUCACCGUCAACCUGCUGUCAGACACCACUCUCACAAUGUCCCUGGAGGAGGGCCUGACAGAACUAGGACAGGGGGAGGUCCGGGUGUCUGUGCACCUUCCCUGCAGAUCCCUUGUGGUGGUAUACAGCGAAGCACGUCACAGAUGGAAACAUGCCAUCCAUAGACAUGACAUCCAUGAGCGCAGGGUGUGCAGUACCUACAGGGAGCUGUCUGCUGAGUUCAUGUCUGGGGGAGAGCAGCAAAACAUGGGCUCCCAACUGCUGGACAUAGCUCUGAGCUUUGAGGGUACACCGAUAUAGAAAGAAUGCAAUCAUCACUGUUUCAAUUUUUUUCUAUCCUAUGUCCUGCACCACCCACAUUACAAUGUGACUCGUUGUUGACUGAAAGCAGCCUCUAUGCACUCUAUUUUGACAUGCUUUGGCUAAGCAUUGCACGAAUACAGUUGGAUUGUUUGAUUAAUUGAACUGUAAUUUCACAGUUCUUAUAACUAUGUUAUAACACGUUGACACAUUGUACUGAAUUUCUUGCUAGGAGUGUGUAUUUGAGUGUAUUUUGUAAAAUAAAUUAGACCAUUGAAAUCUAUGUAUUGUAAUGAUUGGCUAUUGCAUUAGUGGAUACUCACACUGCUAUCAGCACAGGUCUGCCGGUUUUGACUAUCAGAAGUGACUUUUCGUAACAGGUUAGGAGAAUUAAGUUAAGGUUAGGAAAAGAGUUUGCCAAAAUUGUCCCUGACGUGACUCGAACAUAUCUAGUUAUAACCAGGCCUGCCCUGAGAACAGUCUUGGUUUCCACGCGCGCAUGUUAUUAAUGUGUGGUUCUCAUUGCCCAGUUAGUUUGGGAAUGUUAUAAAGUGGGCAUGCACUCAGUGUUGGGUAGCUAAUAGACGACUCACGGCUUAUGACAUGGACAGCGUAAUAUUCAGUUUCUGCCAGAGCUAGAGUGUCCUAUUCACUAGACUUAACUAAUAUUGCAAGUUACUGCAUUGUAUGAGUGUAUGUGUUGGCUGUCAAAGGAGGACAUUAAACUUGACCAUCUAGCUAUCUU
This is a messenger RNA of Salvelinus fontinalis (brook trout), 1606 nucleotides long. It is a transcript of the gene alkbh4, whose product is annotated as alkB homolog 4, lysine demthylase. NCBI's taxonomy places the organism in Eukaryota, Metazoa, Chordata, Actinopteri, Salmoniformes, Salmonidae. The coding region runs from base 43 to 861 and encodes 272 amino acids. Gene Ontology annotation, biological process: protein demethylation; oxidative demethylation; actomyosin structure organization. Gene Ontology annotation, cellular component: midbody; contractile ring. The record is from RefSeq and is a predicted model, not a curated record. Gene Ontology annotation, molecular function: demethylase activity; oxidoreductase activity; actin binding. The transcript is spliced from 3 exons.